Messenger RNA from Vitrella brassicaformis, 1066 nucleotides. The record is from the annotation of a GenBank genome assembly. NCBI's taxonomy places the organism in Eukaryota, Vitrellaceae.
UCAAUGGCUGUUGCGGGAAGUGUGUCUGCGUCUGCCGUGGCGGAGUCUGGCACCUGCACACAAACACAGACACACAGACAGACACACAGACGCACUGCGCGCCAUCGAUCAUUCGUCCGUCUUUGCUCCAUCCGCUUUCUGACUUACCGUUGUUUGAGUUGGAUUGUUUGAAUCUGACGGCCGACGUGGAGUAUUUCCUCUCUGUGACAGUGGCCAGAUUCGCACUCUCCUCUGCAUUGAUCCAUCCAUCCAUCCAUGUGGGUCUCUCCUUGAACACUCACCGAAUCUUGGCGCAGACGACAGCUCGGCCUCUGACACACACACAAGUCCAUCCAUCCAUAUUUGUGCUGCCUGUGUGGCGUGUCUGUCACCGAGGUGGGAUGGCUUGCGCGAGAGGUCCGAUAACAUGUACAGCGGACCUGAAGUGAUAACAGACAGACAGACACAUGGAUGGAUGGAUGGAUGGCAAAGUGUACCCACCGAGAUCAUCCAGCGAAUCUAAGGAGACACAGAGACAACAGGAGACACAAGAAGCACAGACAGAGAGGGAUGCACCGUUGUCUGUCUGUCUGAAUUAUUCCUUACCCUCAUCCUCAUCUGCAGCCAUCCGUCGCCGUGACACACACAGAGACAUGCACGGAAAGAUGAUGAUUGUGUGUGCAUUACACGUGUCACGUACCAUCGUCAGCCGGGAGUAUCUCGAGAGUGAGCUGAUUGCCCUUCGUCACACCUGGCAAACUGAUGACGGACAGCAGCAAACACACACCGAGAGAGAGAGAGAGAGAGAGAGGGAGGCAGAAUGCAUUCAUCCAGUAUAUCAUCAUGUGAAUGACUUACGCGUCGGUCUUGCUCAUUCUGACAGGCUGUUGGUGCUGCUGUGCGGUGUCGGCCGUGCCGUCCACACCGAUGCACAGCAGCAGCAGCAGCAGCAGUGUCACGACAAACGACGCUGACCACGACGCCAUGAUUGACAAUCAGCCAAUUGGAAUCUCGUCAAUCACUGAUCGACUCUCUCUGUAUUCGAGUGUUGCGGAGGAUACGUACGCGUACGCGUACUUAUGUACAU